Molecule: messenger RNA, 2337 nt
Organism: Pipistrellus nathusii (Nathusius's pipistrelle)
Lineage: Eukaryota; Metazoa; Chordata; Mammalia; Chiroptera; Vespertilionidae
Source: the annotation of a GenBank genome assembly
AUGAUGUCUAUUGCAAACAAAAUGAGAGUUGUUGAAAUGCUUGAUAACAAUGGAACCAAGACCUCUAAGAUGGGCUCCUCCCCCACCUCGCUGAGUUCCCGAGUUCCUGAGUCGUUUGCAUCGGCAGCGGUAGUGACACAUAUUGCCCGGAGGAUGGAGGACACCGGCUUACCCCGUGUGGUUCCCAGCGACCUGUAUCCCCUUGUGCUCGGCUUUCUGCACGAUAACCAACUCUCAGAGGUGGCCAAGAAGUUCGCCAAGGCAACAGGCACUACCCAGCAGGAUGCCAAUGCCUCUUCCCUCUUGGACAUCUAUAGCUUCUGGCUCAGUAAAUCCACCAAGGCUCCAAAGCGGAAAUUACAAGCAAAUGUACCUGGACCAGUGACUAAGAAGGCUAAAAAGACUUCAUCCAGUGAUAGCAGUGAAGACAGCAGUGAGGAGGAGAAAGCCCAAGGGCCUCCAGCUAAGGAAGUUUCUGUACCUGCCAAGCGUGCCAGUCUCCCUCAGCAUCCUGGAAAGGCUUCAGCCAAUGCAUCAGAGAGCAGCAGCAGUGAAGAAUCCAGUGAUGAGGAGGAGGAAGAGGAGGACAAAAAGCCAAAGCCUGUCCAGGGAGUUAAGCCCCAAACCAAGGCGGUCAAAACUCCUCCUAAGAAGGCCGAGAGCUCUGAUUCUGAUUCUGACUCAAGCUCAGAAGAUGAGGCACCAAAGAGCCAGAAGCCAAAGGCAACAUCCGUGGCGGCAAAAGCUCAGGCUAAAGCCCCAGCCAAACCAGGCACCCCCACUCGAGCAGCACCUAAAGUAGCGUGUGGCAAAGCAGCUAGCAGUAGUAGUAGCAGCAGCAGCAGCAGUAGCAGCAGCGAUGACUCAGAGGAGGAGAAGGCAGCAGCCAUCUCUAAAAAGACUGUGCCUAAAAAGCAAGUAGUGUUCAAGGCUCCAGUGAAAGCAGCUGCCGCCCCUACCCAAAACAGUUCCAGCAGUGAGGACUCCUCGAGUGAGGAGGAGGAAGAGGAGCAGAAAAAGCCCAUGAAGAAAAUACCAGGUCCAUAUAGUUCAAUCCCUCCGCCUUCUGCUUCCCCACCCAAAAAGUCCCUGGGAACCCAGGCUCCCAAGAAAGCUGCAGAGAAGAAACAGCCUGAAGAGAGCAGUGAUGACAGCAGUGAUGAAUCUGAUUCAAGUUCUGAAGAAGAAAAGAAGCCGCCAGCUAAGCCAGUCAUCUCUAAAGCAGCCACUAAACUAGCUCCAGCAAAGAAGACAGCAGAGAGCUCUUCCGACAGCUCAGACUCUGACAGUUCUGAGGAGGAAGCUCCUGCUAAGUCAGCUAGUGCCACCAAAAAUCCUUCAAGUAGGCCAGCUACCACUCCCAAGCAGCCUGCAGCCAAGACAGCCACAGCUCUCAAGCAGCCUGCAGCUAAGAGAGCCACAGCUCUCAAGCAGCCUGCAGGCAGUGGCCAGAAGCCUCUGAGCAGAAAGGCUGAUAGCAGCACUAGUGAGGAGGAGAGCAGUUCUAGUGAGGAGGAGGAGGAGGACAUGGGGAAUGCGAAGAAGACAGUGACCACACCUAAGGCCAAGGUGAUGGCCAAAGCAGCGCUAUCUGUGCCUGCCAAACAGGCCUCUCAGGAUGGUGGAGAUAGCAGCUCUGAGUCAGACAGCUCUAGCAGUGAGGAAGAGGAGGAAGAGAAGGCAUCUAAACCCCUAGUUAAAAAGAAGCCACAGAAGACAGCAGGAGCUGUAGCCCCUACCAAGCCAACCUCCACAAAGACAAUAAAGACCAAGAGCAGCAGCAGUUCUUCAGAUGACUCCAGUGAAGAAGAGGAGGAGGAAGAGGAGGAGAAGCCCAAGGGCAAGGGUACUCCUAAACCACAGGCCCUCAAAACCAAUGACACUGUUGCACCGACUGCCCAGAAUGGGAAAGCAGAUAGGAACAGCAACAAGCAGGAGGAAGGAAAGACCAAGGCAGCAGUAGCAGUUUCUAAGCCAGGUUUAGGAAAGAAACGAAAGCAGAAUGAGGCUGCCACAGAGGCAGAGACUCCUCCAGUCAAGAAGAUAAACCCUCAGACCCCUAACACAUUUCCAAAAAGGAAGAAAGCAGAAAAAAGGGUAUCAUCCCCAUUCCGAAGGAUCAGGGAGGAGAAAAUUGAGGUGGAUGCUCGAGUGGCAGACAACUCCUUUGAUGCCAAGCGAGGUGCAGCCGGAGACUGGGGGGAACGAGCCAAUCAGGUCCUGAAGUUCACCAAAGGCAAAUCCUUCGGGCAUGAGAAGACCAAGAAGAAGUGGGGCAGUUACCUGGGAGGCUCCAUUUCUGUUCAGGUUAAUUCAAUCAAGUUUGACAGCGAGUGA